Molecule: messenger RNA, 1683 nt
Organism: Necator americanus (New World hookworm)
Lineage: Eukaryota; Metazoa; Nematoda; Chromadorea; Rhabditida; Ancylostomatidae
Exons: 1
Coding region: 1-1683 (560 amino acids)
Source: RefSeq, a predicted model, not a curated record
AUGAAGAAAUCUCGUUUUUUAAACGAGCAAUGGGUUAAGGUAGCAAAAUCCGCCGAGUUUCCUCCUUCUUUAAUUGCUCGCCUUAAGAUUGACCUGCCGACCUGUCCAGUGCUCUAUCUCCUUAUCAAGACGCACAAACUCCAGUCCAGCAGCGAUCUGGCUUCCACUGACCCUGCUACAUUCAAAGUAAGACCUAUAAUUAGUAGUGUAGGGGGUCCUACGGAUAGGAUAGGAUGGUUCCUAAACACAAUAUUUGCACAAGUAUUGAGCCAUAUACCUGCCCAUUUGACAAAUACCCGUAUGUUCCUAGACCACCUACGCACAGCACAACUGACAAGAGACUGUGUCAUGGAGUCUUUUGACGUCGAAGCCCUGUAUACUAAUGUAUCUAAUGACUCUGCGAUACAGGCUAUGUUCGAACUGCUGAAAGAAAACAUAAGAACCAUCAAUUUACACGGAUUGUCAAUCUCCCAAUUGAUGGUUCUUCUCAAGGCGUGCCUCGAUUGCAAUAUCUUUAGAUGGUCCGGGAAUUACUUUGCACAGCUUAGAGGUUUAGCUAUGGGGCAGAGAUUGGCUCCCACCUUAGCUAUUUCAUUUAUGGCCAAAAUUGAAGCACCUGUUCUGGAACUACGUCCAUUGUUCUACUCUCGGUACAUUGACGAUUGUUUUGUCAUUUGCGCCACCCAAGCGGAGAUGGACAAAUGUUUUGGCUUGUUGAACCGACAGUCCGAACACAUAAAACUUGCUAGGGAGAAACCACAGGAUAACUGGCUUCCUUUUCUGAACAUCCAGGUUUGCAUCUCAAACGGUACGUACCAAACGAAAUGGUAUCGUAAGCCGAGUAACAAAAACAUCUUGGUUCAUUUUCUUUCUGCUCAUCCAUUUCACAUGAAGAAAGCUGUGCUUAACAACAUGUUCCGCACGGCAAGAACUGUUUGUAGUGGACCUGAGGAGAGAAAGGAAUCAUUAACUUUGGCUCACGAAAUUGCUGUUUCGAAUGGUUAUGAAGUCCGAACGUCUGAAACGAGACGAUACCGAAGUGAACGAGCACGGCAAGUGGAAAACCCCACCACAGAUAAGAUACCUCUCUGCUUUCCUUACAUCUCCGAUGAAGUGAGCGCUGCCAUUAGGCGGUGUCUGAGGAGAGCAGACUUGGAUAGCUCCGUUUCGGUCGUUGAAAUACCACCGAACAAUUUGAAACAUCAAUUAGUUCGGAAUCGUUUAUACGAUACCAUCUGUACAACACCGAACUGUAUUAUUUGUCCCACAGGUAGAUCAGGAGACUGCUUGAGAUCCGGGGUAAUCUACCUGAUUUCUUGCACGAACUGUGGCGACGAGUAUAUCGGUGAAACGGCACGACCGCUGUAUGUCCGCAUCAAAGAGCACGUGAGCGGCAAGAAUAGGUUACGAGGAUGGACACCUUUAGGUGCCCAUAGAACACAAAAACACGACGGAGCCGAUUUUGAAAUUAGGGUCCAAAUCUUAGCGCACGAAACUAAAACGUUGGCUCGAAAAUCGCUGGAGGCAUUUUGGAUCCAAGCCAAAAACCCUAAAAUGAACCGCAAGGGUGAAUGUCUGUCGAUAACGCGGGAACUCGCGCCAUAUCUCGAAUGGUUUGUCCGAUCCGAAUGUGACAUUCGAACCAUUCGCCCUCGUGAUCGAUCAGUCAGCGGUCCAUGCUAG